CUGUUCUCAGAGGCAUUCUUUUCUGACAAACAUUUGAAAAAUAAAAAUGUCAUAUGGAGCUGUUGACGGUAGCAGCUUCAGUGGACGGAAUCCAUUUGGAGGGCCUUCCAGGCAAGGAUAUCAACCUUUAGCAUCACAAAUCGAUCCCAAUGAAAUACAAGAAGUCUUUCAGGAGCUUACAGCCAACAUUUUCCGCAUUAACACAAAUGUGACUUCCUUAGAGAAGAGUUUGCAAGCUCUGGGGACGCCUAAUGAUACACAAGAGCUCAGAGAUGGACUGCAUACAACUCAGCAGGAGACGAAUAAAACCAUCAGUUCAUCGACAAAGUAUAUUAAGCAGCUCUCGGAAAUAGUACGCGGAUCGUCCAGGAGGGAAUGGCUGCAGUUGGACAGGCUGAAAAACCAGCUGUCGGACUCCAUUCAACGUUAUGGAGCUUUGCAGAAGAAAGUUGCUGAAAAGUCCAGAGCACUGUUUCCUGCAACAUUGAAGAACAGACAGAUUGCCGAGAAUCCCUUUACUGAAGUUAGUGAUGAGGAUGAGUUCCUUGGCAGAGGCCACGGUAAAUGGCAGGCCACAGCUGAAUCUUCAGAUCGUGGGCAGGGCCAGAGCCAGGCUUUCUUUUCAGAGGUCACAGAGGAUGAAGUUGAAUCGAUAAAACAACGAGAGGAGGCAUUAUUGCAGAUUGAGGCAGACAUGCUGGAUGUGAAUCAGAUUAUUAAGGACCUGGCAUUACUUGUGCAUGAACAGGGAGAGAACAUUGAUAGUAUUGAAGCCAAUAUUGAGAGAGCAGCUACAAAUGUUGACACAGCUAAUGAGCAGCUAAUGAAAGCAAGUCAGCACCAGAUGGAGCACAUUCAUCCCUCGUCAUAAUUACAAGGCAAGCGGAGUAAAGCAGCCUUAUGGAAGUGAAUCAUUGCCAGCUCAAUCAAAAAUGGAUUCUUCUAUCAAUUUCCGUCUCCAUCUCAAUUCAUCAUACUUUCCUUCUCUCCUGAAUUAAUUGUCAUCAUAUUGACUCCCUCUGUUUAACUUUCCCCACUCACUUUAUGUAGUCUCAUUGUUCACAUUGCCACUAUCCCAGGCAGUACACUAUCUGAUACUUCUCUAGGUUUCUCACAUUGACUUCCUUCCCUCUGGCGGCCAAACCUCUUGUGUCUUCCACUGGUACAUGCUCUCCCUCAAUUUACUUACUUUGAAUAUCAAUUGAAUCUCAAUCUCAACUUUUGCCCUCCACUCAUCCUGAUCUUUCUGUGUGCCAUAUCAUCUCCAUUUUUAAUGUACUACCCCCCCCCCCCCCCCCAGUUUAACCUUUAGUCUCUUUAACUCUGAAUGAUCGCACUGAUGAAGCCCUUAUUUCUGACCUGCCAAUCUGGAAGAACAAGGUCUUGAAAGCUUAGAGUAGUCAUCUGGUAGAGAUGUUCACUCCCGUUCUGGGCUGGCCACACAAACACUCUCUUAUCUGACAAAACCAGUCACUGUUCCUGGAUCAGGCUGAAAUGCAAGCAUCAGUUUUGACACCAUUUCUUCACUGGAAUUGCCUGCUUAAAUUUUAUUUUCCUGUCUCCAAACUUUCAACUCCAUCAACAAUAUGGGAGACUCAGGAUCUUCCUUGUCACUGAGACUGAAGCUACAUGUAGCUAUGUUAUCACUUACCCCGUCUUGGUUACCAGAUAUAUUUUUUGGUUUCUUCUGCUUCGGACUUGAGACUUCGCCUUUCUCUUGGUUUCUUUCCUCCUUCAUCCAAAACCUCUCCUGGCUCAUUCUAAAUCCAUCUUCUGCUUGUUUAGCAAGCAAACAUAAGGAAAUCUGCAGAUGCUGGAAAUUCAAACAACAACACACAAAAUGCUGAUGGAACACAGCAGGCCAGGCAGCAUCUAUAGGGAGAAGCUAAACAACUGCACCUAAGUCUCUGGAUAGAGUCCUGACGAAGGGUCUCGACCCGAAACGUCGACAGCGCUUCUCCCUGUGGACGCUGCCUGGCCUGCUGUGUUCCAUCAGCAUUUUGUGUGUGUUUCUACUUGUUUAGCCCUGUUUCUGUUUAAAGACUGACCUUACCACUUCCUUUACUAGAUUCUUAAUCUAUAAUGUCAUAGAUUCGUAUCUUCAAUUCUGCCACUGUCACUUGUCUCCUCUAAAUAAAAAAAAAAUGCCACCUUGUUCCCUCUAAACAACUGCACCUAAAUCUCUGGAUAGUGUGGGCAUGCAGAGGAUAUUUCAGUUAGUGGGAGGCUCUGGGUUCUGGGGGCACAGCCUCGGAAUAAAAGGAUGUCCCUUUCGAAAUGAGGUGAUGAAGAAUUUCUUUAGUCAAAAGGUGGUGAAUUUGUGGAACUCAUUACCAUAGAGGGAUAUGUACACCAGGUCACUGGGUGUAUUUAAGGUAAAAAUUGAUUCUUGAUUGGUGAAAGGUCUCAAGCUUAUUCAGAGAGGGUAGCAGAAUAGGGUGGAUAGAAAAUGCUAUGAUUAAAUGGUGGAGCAGGCUCAGUGGGUCAAAUUGCCUUGACCAUUUGGUGUGGUCAAUCAUAUGAUUCUUACUAAUUCUCCUCCCCACUUUUCCAGCCAGGUCUGCUGGCACUAUAUAGUCACAGACAGAAAUGGCAUCACUUCCCACUUCUGCACUGUUUUUCUGAGAAUCCAUUCAUAUACAGCCUCCUGUUAGCAUUGUCCAAUAAGCCAGCGAAAAUUUCCACAUGGAUGUUUGUGUAGUUUUCUCAUAAACACUUUGGAAUUUUCUGUGGCUUCCAAUGCUUGGUUGGCAUCCAGUCUGGCUCAGAAGGUAUUUCUUGCAAGUCCUUUGUCGAGGAGAAUAAAGCCAUUGUUAUUGGUCCCUUGCACAUCCCAAUGCUACCUUAUCCUUCAGUAACACCCCCUGUCCCCUCACAUUCCCCACUGAAGCUAUUGAACAUGUAUUGACUACUUCUAACUUUGUCUAUUCUUGGCUAGCCCAUGAUUUCUACUCUCUGUAAUUCUAAAACCAUCUAAAUAUUUGAUCUCCCCAGUACUUAAUCGCCUGCACUGGCAUUUGUUCAGCAAGACCUUGUUCUCAACUUGUUCUUAAGUCUCUUAAUGGUUUAAUUUUGUAACUCCCCCAAGUCCGACAUUCCAAAUAUAUUAACACAUUUUCAACGAGCAUUCCAUUGGCAUCCACAAUCCUAAACUCUUGUCUUCUUUCUCUAGUCCUCUGUGUCUCUCCUCCUCUCAUUCCUCCAACAUACUCAAAACCUACAUCUUCAACCAAGCUUUUGGUGAUUGCCCUAAUACUUUUGUAAGUGGCUUGCUGUCAUACUUUGUGUGAUAAUAUAUGUAAAGUGCCUUGAGAUAUUUUGUUGCAUUAAAAGGUACAUAAUGAGUACUUGUUGCUGUUACUGGACUGCAGAGGUGCCUAUGAUCUAAGAAAACUGAAAGAGUUCGACAUUAAAUUAGGACUGGAAAAGAAUACCUUCACACAUGAAAGCAGCAUUUGCUUUGGUUAGCACCUUUCUUUCUAAUACAGCUAG
This is a messenger RNA of Hypanus sabinus (Atlantic stingray), 3492 nucleotides long. It is a transcript of the gene tsnare1, whose product is annotated as T-SNARE Domain Containing 1. Lineage: Eukaryota; Metazoa; Chordata; Chondrichthyes; Myliobatiformes; Dasyatidae. The transcript is spliced from 10 exons. Gene Ontology annotation, molecular function: SNAP receptor activity; SNARE binding. Gene Ontology annotation, cellular component: endomembrane system; membrane; SNARE complex. The coding region runs from base 47 to 871 and encodes 274 amino acids. Gene Ontology annotation, biological process: intracellular protein transport; vesicle fusion; vesicle-mediated transport. The record is from RefSeq and is a predicted model, not a curated record.